AUGGCGAAUAACACACCUCUUAUCCCGAUCGGAGCGCAGCGCGCGCUGCAAAAUUUCACCAACAGAACUGUCAAUGGUCAGCAUAUAACGACCAUUUGCAACGAAGGCACUAUCAUCAUCCCGACAGAUGUUGGUGCCGACAAUAACAUUGCAAUAUACAACGACGGCACCGUCGACAUGCCAACAGGCGCAAGCGGUGGGAAGAAGACGACGAAAUACACUGAGCGCAGCAAAUCCAAUACUACAAAGCGCAAUAGAGCAAACCAUGAAAAAAGCCACAGGACUCACCAUCGCACUCGUGACGAAACCAACGGGUACGAAUAUAUAAAUGAUGACGCAGCCUACGGCUACACCAAUGAUGCCUUCGACGAACCCAAGCCUAGUGUAAACUACUGGAACGAGCAUGGAAACUACAAUGGAGCCAAUGACUAUCACCAUGGCACUUCUAAUGGGAACCAGCUUAUCGGUACGAAUCAUACUUGGAACAACAGCAACUUUGGCAUACACAAUGCACCGGGGGGACAGAUUGCUGUACCACCAGGUAGCACGAACGGCAACAAUAUCGCCAUAUACAAUGCACCCACCGGCAACAUUGUAGUGCCGGCCAGUGUAGCCAAGACCAACAACCUUGCCAUACACAACGCACCAAACGGCAAGAUUAUCAUGCCAAUAAAUGGUGCCGACGGCGGUCACAAGAAAACAGUCAAGUGCGGGCGUUGUGGGCAAAGAUUCACGACGCGGGAAGAUAAGCAAGAUCAUCUCUUGUAA
Messenger RNA from Clonostachys solani, 768 nucleotides. The record is from the annotation of a GenBank genome assembly. NCBI's taxonomy places the organism in Eukaryota, Fungi, Ascomycota, Sordariomycetes, Hypocreales, Bionectriaceae.